UUUUUUGGUUACUCUUGGGCUCUUAAUUGUUAGGCUUUAAGAGUAUGUUCAAUCUAGUGUUCUUAAUAAAUACCAUAGCACUUUCAGUUUUUCUGCUACUCUUGGGUUUUUGAGUUUUAUGUUUUGAGAAUAUGUCAAUCUAGUUAUGUUAUAAACACCAUAGUUCUUUCAGUUUUUGGGUUGCUCUUGGGUUUUUGAGUUUGUUCUUUUAGAAGUUGAGUCUUAAUUGUUUGUCUUUGAUGGUGGAGAAGAGGCGUCUUAACGGGAAGGGCGGUGAUGACUUUGAAAGGUCCAAGCGCAGACAAGCACUUCAGGCUUGUGCUUUCAAAAAUAUCAUCACUGAGCUGCUGAAUGGAAACUUCUUGGAACCUUUUCUUAGGAAUCUGGUGCGAGAGGAGGUGCAACAAGCCUUUCUACCAGUACUUCAACCGUCUCUAAGAACCUCAUUUCAUCAGGCUGGAACAUCUGGAGUGAGGAGUCUGCAGUUGCGCUUUGUCAAUAAAUUGUCAUCAAAAAUAUUUACAAACAAUACUAUAAGAGCUGAAGAUGGUACACCCAUUGAAAUUAAACUGUUUGAUACUAGCUCCAGGACUACAGUCAAAUCUGGUCAGCUUUCUUCAAUAAAGAUUCGUAUUGUUGUACUCAAUGGUGAUUUCCCUUUCGAUGAAGAAGAGGACUGGUCUGAGCAGGAAUUCAAUGCCAAAGUUUUACAGGAAAGAGAGGGUAAAAGGCCAUUGUUAUGUGGGGAUGCGACCGUGACCUUAAAGGAAGGUGUUGGUUCCAUUGGUGACAUAUAUUUUACAGACAAUUCAAGCUGGAUGAGAAGUAGGAAGUUUAGAUUAGGAGCAAUUGUGCAAAAGCCUCAUGCUGAAGUAGGAAUUAGGGAAGGUCGAAGUGAACCUUUCAUGGUGAAAGAUCACCGUGGAGAAACAAAUCAGAAACACUUCCCUCCAUCUUUGAGUGAUGAGAUAUGGCGGUUGAAGACAGUAGGAAAAGAUGGUGCAUUCCAUCAGCGAUUGGCAUCUCACAAAAUUACAACUGUUGGGGACUUACUGCGGAAAUAUGUAAUCAAUCGAACCGAAUUACGCAAAAUGUUUGGUAGGAUCUCAGAUGGGACAUGGGAUGCAAUCAUAGAACAUGCUAUGACCUGUAAUAAAGAUGAUGGAAUGAAGUAUAUUUACCAGAUAGCUGGAGAAAGUGUUUGUCUGUUAUUCAAUUCCAUCUACCAGGUUGUAGCAGCAACAUUCGAUGGACAAGAAUAUUGUCCUCUGGAUUCACUCAACUAUUAUCAGAAGCAAUUGGUGGAAACUCUGAAGCAGCAUGCUUAUGAAAAUGAGAAUGAUAUCGUUCCCUUCAAUGUAGCACCAAUAGCUAGGUUUCCAAUGGUCUCAGCAGGUCUGCAAGUUGAGCCAUUUAGUGUUCCAGAACAAGGUUCACAACAAUUUGACUUCCCAGUCACACAUCAAGAAACAUUGCUGGGUUUCAACCAUUCAGAAAACCACCCAGCAGAAAGUAGCUAUCAAUUAGAAGAUUCUAUAGUACAGAAUAGUCAUGCAAUGCUGAGGAACAGCUCAGCGAUGGAGGAAUAUUUACCCGGACUCAGCAAUGCAGGAUAUGGUUGGCCACCAAGUGUUUCGGAGGUGCAAGAUUUUACAAGUGGUCUUCUAGCAGGAAAUGGCAUAGCUCCAAUUAUAACAUGGGGGCCGGAAAAUGGUUUUUUCCUUGCUCCAGGCAAUGAAGCAGAUGUUGGAAAUUCUCUUUUUCCCAAUUCAGGUGUACGUAUUCUAAGCACUAGAAAGCCAAAGGCAUCUUGGUGUAAGAUUCGGGCUGCUGUCAAGUGGGGGUCAGUUAGGAGGGGAGUGGCAGCUAGAAGAAUGCAAGCCUACUGUAUUAGCACUAGUUUAGGUGGUUACUAGGCUCAAAUUGUUAAGCAGGUUUCUCAUUAGGAAUUCUUUCCUCUAAAAAAAAAGAGGCAAGCUUUUCCUAUAUUUCUUAAGCUUAGUUUGUAAAGUCCCUCUUUUCUAGCACUAUCGUCGUUCCCUUCCAUAUCAAGUGUAAUGUAGGGUUCAAGUACUAGUGUGCUGCAUUUUCCUUUUCUGUGCAAUUGUGUACAUGGUAAUAAGUGAUCUUUGUAAAAAUGGUUUUCCUGUCCAAAAAGUAAAUGUUACAAGAAGCAAUUUUUAGGA
Molecule: messenger RNA, 2186 nt
Organism: Quercus lobata
Lineage: Eukaryota; Viridiplantae; Streptophyta; Magnoliopsida; Fagales; Fagaceae
Product: calmodulin-binding protein 60 D-like
Exons: 8
Coding region: 240-1916 (558 amino acids)
Biological process (GO): regulation of salicylic acid biosynthetic process
Cellular component (GO): nucleus
Molecular function (GO): calmodulin binding; sequence-specific DNA binding; DNA-binding transcription factor activity
Source: RefSeq, a predicted model, not a curated record